This is a messenger RNA of Sorghum bicolor (sorghum), 3113 nucleotides long. Its product is annotated as factor of DNA methylation 1. Lineage: Eukaryota; Viridiplantae; Streptophyta; Magnoliopsida; Poales; Poaceae. Gene Ontology annotation, biological process: gene silencing by siRNA-directed DNA methylation. Bases 811 to 2718 code for a protein of 635 amino acids. The transcript has 9 exons. The record is from RefSeq and is a predicted model, not a curated record.
UCCCGUCCCGGGCCCACGCCCACCUCUCUCUCCAUCCUCCUUCUCCGAUCCCCCGGAGGAGGAGGGCGGGCGGAAGGGGCGACGUACGGGGACCACUGCACGGCCGGGAAACCGAAUGGCAGCAGUUGCCAGGUGGCAGCGACCGACCGCGCGUGGGGAAGCCGGGGAGGCACCGCAGGAGUCGGACGGAGUGCAAGUGGAAGUGGAAGGGGCUGCCGGGCUGGCCGGUGGUGGCCGCGGCCGCGCUUAGCUAGGCCCACAUCGCCAGAGAGAGAGAGAGAGAGAGAGAGACGGCGCGAGGCGAGCGCGAAGGGCCUUUCCGUUGCUGCCCUUUCUCCUGGCGCGGCUACAAAGCGGAGCAGAGAGAGAGAGAGAGAGAGGCAGAGGCACGAAAACCCUCCUCUGCUCUGCUUGUGACGGACGGAGCAGAGGCCCCGCCGGCACGAAAACCCUCGUCUCCGUCAGGCCGUCAUCAUCAUCUCACACCUCCACGUCCACGACCCACCACCACCACCACCACCACGGCAACCGCGAGAGCCGCCCGCCGGGCCUCGAGGAGGGAGGAGGAGGGAGGAAGAAAGCGAUCCGUCCAUCUACCUCUGCUCCGCCGGUGACGGUGAGGGAGUGGCAUCCCGUUCGUUUUGUCCUUCUCGCCUCUCUUUCGGUGGAGGCUACUACUACAACACGCCGAACCGUUAGUUGCUUCAUCUACCUAGGAGACCAAGACAUCACCGACUCACCGUCGUCGUCGUCGUCAUCGUCGUCGGCGUCCUCCUCCUUCUUUGUGCUCCGCUCCGAUCGAAUCGACCGAUGGCACACGAUCAGCAGUGGUCUGCAAUGGACUGCAGCUCUGAUGAGUCAUCAGAGCUAAGUGAGACGGAUAUUGAUGACUAUGCUGAGAAGUCAUACGCGGACCUCAAGGCUGGCAAGUUUGUGGCAAGGCUGGGCAGUGACAGGUUCAGGUGCCCGUUCUGUCCAGGGAAGAAGAAGCAGGACUACCGUUACAACGAGCUGCUUCAGCACGCUGUUGGGGUGGGCGCAUCCAACCGUGCUGCAAAGGUGAAGGCAAACCACCAGGCCCUGGCGAAACUUCUCAAGGUGGACCAUGCUGAUGCGGCAGCCACAUUGCUGCCACGGCAGGCUAUUGCGCUAAGUAACCCUCCAAAGCCAGUGCAAGAUCUGGAAGUGUUUGUUUGGCCCUGGAUGGGCAUCCUCGCAAAUGUUCCGGCCGAACAAACCCAGGGAGGUGGAGCCAUACUGAUGAAGCGGCUAGCUGAUUUCAAACCCGUGCAAGUUACUGCUGUGUAUGGUGCCAAUGGGUAUGCUGGCUACGUCAUUGUUCUUUUCACCAAGGAUUGGAUUGGGUUCAAGAAUGCCUUAGCAUUCCAGAACUAUUUCAAGUCACAGCGCUUGGGUAAACUGGAAUGGGAGGAAACAAAGCAACAUGUAAAGUAUGUGUUUGGAUGGCUGGCAAAAGAAGAGGAUUACAAAUCAGAUGGCCCAGUUGGUAGGUUCUUGUCAGCAAAUGGAGAGCUGAAGACAGUUUCUGAACUGGAACAAGAGAUGUCCAGCAAGACUGACAAUCUCAUAGCUAAUUUGACUCAACAGAUUUCCGCUAAAAGCAAGUAUCUGCAGGAACUAGAGUGCAAGUGUAAUCAGAUGAAUAUCUCCCUUCAGAAAGUCAUGGAAGAAAGUGAUUUGCUGCACAAACGUUAUAAUGAAGAAAUGAGGAAUAUGCAGUCUGCUGCCCGUGAGCAUACCCAGAGAGUUUUUCAGGAGACUGAAAAACUGAGAAAACAGUUGGCUGAGAAAGAGAGUAGCAUCGAAAGGAGGUCCAAGGAACUAAAUGAACAAGUUGCUCAAACUGACAUGGAAAGAAGAAAACUGGAGGAAGAGAGGAAAAAGAAUGCUGACCAAAAUGAUUCCCUCAACAUGGCUAGAAUUGAGCAACAGAAAGCUGAUCAACGGGCGCUACGGCUUCUUGAGAAACAUAAGAAAGAGAAGGAGGACGCACUGAACAAAAUCCUGCAGUUAGAAAGACAGGUGGAUGAAAAGCAAAAGCUGGAGCUAGAUAUUGAACAACUUAAAGGCAAACUGGAGGUGGUGAAACACAUGGAAGGAGAGGGUGUUGAUGUGAAGAAACGUUCUGAGGAGCUGACAGCAGAACUGAAUGAAAGAAUUGAAGAUAUGGAACAUCUGGAAGCUCUCAAUCAAACUCUUGUUGUUAAAGAAAGGAUGACCAAUGAUGAGAUUCAAGAUGCAAAGAAAGAGCUGAUCACGGGUUUGGCAGAUUUAUUAGGUCCUCGUAGCAACAUUGGAAUCAAGAGGAUGGGUGAACUGGAUGAGAAGCCCUUUGUUCUAUCUUGCAAGCAAAGGUAUGGAGAAGAUGCUGAAAUGAAAGCUGCUGAAUUUGUCUCCUUGUGGCAAGAGCAUCUGAAGGACCCUAAUUGGCAUCCUUUCAAGAUAGUGACCACAGGCUCAACUACAGAGCAAAUCAUCAAUGACAAUGAUGAGAAGUUGGUGGGCUUGAAGAAACAGCUUGGCGAGGAGGUGUACAAGGCUGUGACUACCGCAUUGCUGGAGAUCAAUGAGUACAACGCCAGCGGCAGCUAUGUGGUAUCUGAACUCUGGAACAACAAAGAGAACCGAAAAGCCAGCAUAACGGAAGCCAUACAGCACGUUCUGAAGCAAUGGAAGGCACAGAAGCGCCGAAGAUAAGAUCCUGCUCCUCACUGGAACAAGUUAAGUUUGAGGUCAGCUGACUAUCAGCAUCAUCAGCAAGUCCAAACACACUACUGAAGAUGAUCUAUCUGUUUCAGUCAAAAAAAAGAUGAUCUAUCUGCGUCUGUGUUUUCUUUAGCGGGCGCAUGCUUCAUUAAUUUAAUUUAGCACUUCUCUUUUUUGUCGGAAAUCAAAUAGGGGAGAUCACCAUGAGUUGGUACUGUUUUAAAGUAUGGACCUCUCUAUAUUUUCCUGAAGAACGGUGAAAAUGACUGGUGAUGCGUCAUUUGACCCCUGCAACAAUCUUUUGUAUACAGUUUCUACUGCUAGAAUUUGGCGCUUUUCUUUGUAGAACUAAAUCUGAUUUUAUCUCCAUGGAGCAACUUGUGUGA